AUGCCUUUUCCAAAUUGCCUUUCUCACAAUCUUGGUGAUACUGAAGUGUGCUUCAACCCUAUUCCUUCUGAAUGGCCACAAACUUUCAUCGCACAGAGAAAUGAUUACGGUGAAGCAAAGGAACCAAAUUAUUCUCAAUUCGUCGCUCGGUCGUGUAAAACUCAUUACUUCAGCCCAAGCAGAUCACAUCUCAACCUAACGAUGGUUCAAAUGCUAGCAUUUAGUUGCUGA
Molecule: messenger RNA, 231 nt
Organism: Sclerotinia sclerotiorum 1980 UF-70
Lineage: Eukaryota; Fungi; Ascomycota; Leotiomycetes; Helotiales; Sclerotiniaceae
Exons: 3
Coding region: 1-231 (76 amino acids)
Source: RefSeq, a predicted model, not a curated record